ACUCGGCGGCGGUUGGUAUUUGCGUCAAUGUUUUAUGUCUUUGUUAUAUUGUGGCGAAAGCAGUUUGUUACAUUUAAGUGGAAACUGCAGGUUUCAUGCUUAAACUGCAAAAGAAAAAACUUCAUCUUUCCAACAUGAACAUUGUUCCUUAACAUUGAUAUAGGCCCAAUGUAGAUGUAAUAAGCGAAGUUAAAAUUGGCGUGACUAAAAUCUCCGCUUCUAAAUUGUAUGCCUGAUAGAUCUACUUGGAUGUACACAUUCACUCGCAAUCGACGCCAUUUUGAAUCCUCCUAAAUGGGGAAAAUCAGGUCGUAUCUUAUUUAUUGAUCUUGACCGAUACGUCUUCAUGUUAGAAACGAUUAUUUACUUACUGGGGACAAAGAUAUGUUUGUAGUACUGUAUAUCGUACGACUCUGUGUAUUCGUCAAGUCGUAACUCCCAUGUUUGACUUCUUCCGAGAAAUUCAGUUUAAGCAACGUAAUGCAUCGAAAAGGCACGGUGAUCAUACUUACCAUUGAGGAGUGACUAUCAACCAAUCAGAAUGAAAGAAAUAAACCAAUCGCGUGCCAGCGUGGCUUACUUCCUGUUUUCGUUUUUUUUUCUCCGUGAACGGAGUAAUAAUUAUUUAAACGGAGUAAUAAUCAUAAAAGAAUUGCUCAACUGCAUAUUUCUUGUGAGUUCUUUUAGAAUACAAUUUUCUGUCUGCUUGUUUUUGUAAUCGUUCUCCCCGCCCACCCCGUAUAUAUUUUUUCCUGUAUAUUGUCUCACAAUUAGCCACACUGCUAGCAAGCUGUUUAGCAACGAAGAAGCGGCGUCCAUGCGGGGGACGUUGUCACUUUGAUUUUAUUCAAGUUGGUCUACUGUUUCCACUCUGACGGAACGCGGCGUAAUUCUGACUAGAUUUGCUUCGUUUACACUUCAACAGGACUGACAGAUCAUGGGUGGCGUCAAACAGGAGCAGAAUGAUGCUCCGCAGCAGCCAAGAGCCUCACAAUCCACAGAACAGCCUCAAGAUGAGCCUAAGAAGAGAGGUUGGCCCAAGGGCAAGAAAAGGAAAAAAGUGCUUCCCAAUGGUCCCAAAGCGCCGGUUACCGGGUACGUCCGCUUUUUGAAUGAGCGGCGGGAAGUGAUGCGCGCCCGGUAUCCUGACCUCCCUUUCCCGGAAAUCACCAAGAGGCUCGGAGCAGAAUGGACACGAUUAGCGCCAAAUGACAAACAGCGUUAUCUGGACGAGGCGGAGCGGGACAAGAUGCAGUAUGCCCAGGAAUUGAAGGAAUAUCAUCAGACGGAGGCAUAUCAGAUCACUAGCACUAAGAUACAAGACAAGAGGAUUAAGAAAGAGGACAAUCCAUCUGUAAUCAUCAGUGCCAGUUCAGGCUUGCCAAAGACAUCCGAGCUCCCAAGCAGGUUUGACAUCCCGAUCUUCACAGAGGAGUUCCUCGAUCAGAACAAAGCUCGAGAGGCGGAGUUGCGUCGACUUCGCAAGGCCAACGUGGAGUUCGAGGAGCAGAACGCGGUGCUGCAACGGCACAUCAAAGACAUGUACAACGCCAAAGAGCGCCUGGAGGCGGAGCUGAGCCAGGACGAAAAGCGCACGCAGGCUCUUCAUCAGCACUUGCUUGCUAUUAAACACACGCUGGUCAAUAGUCUGUCUGCUGUGCCGCUGCCAGGCACAGGCGAGACGGCAACCCUCGGAAACCUGGAUUCGUAUCUCAGUCGUCUCAGCGGCGCGCUCGAAGGGAACCCUCACAAGCACCGGGCCUUGUUUACGCAGCUUUGCGAUAUCCUCUCUCACCUGGACAGUGAGAAGUUGUAGGACAACUGCACAACCCCUUCCACCUCCCCAAGUCAUUCCUGCACCCGUGGAGUUUCAGGCAAGGUGUUGUUGUGUGCAAUCUACGCCAUCUGGGCCGAUGGGUGCGGACUUCUCGGGGGAUGGAAAGGUCAGUGCCAUGAACACGUCGGUCGAAGUGUGCAGCCACUCCGACUUCAGCACAAAUGUGUGACUUUGUUAAAAGUGUGCAGAAACUAUUUUGUAAAGCGUACUCUCUGUUUACUUUGUCAAAAUAAGGAGUUUACAAGUAAUGCCAUGUGGCAUCGGUGGCUGGGAUCACUACAAAUGAAUCCGAUUAUGCUUUUGUGCUUGAUCAUGAAAUCUUGUCAUAUCAACUUUUAUUUGGUGUGAACUUUAUUUGUAAUUUGACCAAAAUGCUGUUUGAAACUGUGCUGAAAAUAUUUCCAAUAUAAGGUAGACAAGCUUG
Molecule: messenger RNA, 2261 nt
Organism: Hippocampus zosterae (dwarf seahorse)
Lineage: Eukaryota; Metazoa; Chordata; Actinopteri; Syngnathiformes; Syngnathidae
Gene: hmg20b
Product: high mobility group 20B
Exons: 8
Coding region: 938-1816 (292 amino acids)
Biological process (GO): regulation of gene expression
Cellular component (GO): nucleus
Source: RefSeq, a predicted model, not a curated record